CUUCGAUGCCAGAAGUAGGGGAGUGUGAGUUAGAUUUUGGAGUUCUUUAUGAUUUUGUUGUUUUUAUCACAAAACUUCUUAGUUGUGUUCGUUUACCUCGUGUUUGUUUUAUUUAAGUGUCUUUAGUUAGAUUUUAUAUAUUUAUAUAUCUAUAUUCUGUAUAGAUAUAUACGUAUAUAACCAAAAUGUGUGACGAAAGUAACCCGACAACGUUAUAUGUUGGUAAUCUAGACCAUUCAGUUUCUGAAGAGUUAUUGUGUACCUUAUUUUCUCAAAUUGGACAAAUUAAAGGUUGUAAAGUUAUUAGAGAGCCUGGAAAUGAUCCUUACGCAUUUGUUGACUUUACAAACCACCAAGGAGCUGCGACCGCUUUAGCUGCUAUGAACAAACGUGUGUUUCUGGAAAAAGAAAUGAAAGUUAAUUGGGCUACUUCUCCAGGUAAUCAGCCAAAAUUAGAUACUAGCAAUCAUCAUCAUAUAUUUGUUGGUGACUUAAGUCCUGAAAUAGAAACUCAGACUUUAAGAGAUGCAUUUGCACCUUUUGGUGAAAUUUCAAAUUGCAGAAUUGUUCGUGACCCCCAAACUCUCAAAUCUAAAGGUUAUGCUUUUGUUUCAUUUGUUAAAAAAGCAGAAGCUGAAAAUGCUAUAUUAGCAAUGAAUGGUCAAUGGCUUGGAAGUAGAAGUAUUAGAACAAAUUGGUCUACUCGGAAACCACCACCACCAAGGGAUAGUAGAAAUCGACAAAACAAUGCUAAAGCUCCCACUUUUGAUGAAGUUUACAAUCAGUCUAGCCCAACUAAUUGCACAGUGUAUUGCGGUGGGUUUGUUAGCGGAAUCUCAGAUGAAUUGAUGCAAAAAGUUUUUUCUCCAUUUGGAACUAUUCAAGAUAUUAGAUGUUUUAAAGACAAGGGUUAUGCAUUUAUCAAGUUUACUACCAAGGAAGCAGCCACUCAUGCUAUCGAAUCUGUUCAUAAUACUGAAAUUAAUGGCCAGGUUGUGAAAUGUUUUUGGGGUAAGGAAACGGCUGAUCCUAAUGCUGCUUUAAAUAAUUCUAGUAAUGCUAAUCAAGUUGGGGCAGCUCAGUGGUCAUAUAUGUAUGGUAAUAUGGGAGGAGGUUAUUGGUAUCCACAAGGAUAUUCUACUCCACAGAUGCAACAGCAGUAUCUUCAAGGUAUGCAAGGAUAUCCAUAUGGCCAAUUUGGCUAUCAACAAAAUUACGUAGGCAGAAUGGGUAUGCAGAUGCCAGCAGGUUCGUGGCCGGUUAUUGGAGCUCCUUCUGGAAGCGCACAAGGAAACCAACAAAUGGCACAAGCUUCAGGUAUGCAACCUCCAAACAAUAUGAUGGCCUAUACUAUGCAACAAUUUCAAACACAGUGACGAAUUCCGUUAAUUGUAAAUAUUUUUUGUUUAUUUAAAAAGGUACGCUACCACGGAAUUAAAUAGUUACAAGUUAACCUCGAAGUGAUUUGAAAGUAGACAUGCCUUCCGUUUCUGUGUAAAUUUGUCCAUUGGGCGUGCGGGGAUAUGGGGGGUUUACUUAAUAGGCCAUUUUUAAUGACAGGUUCACCUCAAAAAGAUACUUUAAAUAUAUAUGUAAUUAAAUAUCUAUAUAAACCAUAAAUUAGUACUAAGGCCAAUAGUGCAGGUUGGUUAGUAAUUACUUAUUUCUGUUAUAAUCAAUACUUAUUAAUUACUAAGUACAAAUAAAAAUCUUAAUUUAGAUUUUUGGUAGCAAUAUGAGAAUAAUGUAUUUUUUCCCUGAAUUCAGUUAUUUAUUGUAUACGUCUUAUUGAUUUGAUCCUUCAUAAUUAGGUAUACAAGUUGAUCAAUUCCAUAAAACAUUAAAUUAAUGUUUUUGUUUUAUUGGUUUGAUUCUAUAUAAUCUAGCUUACCUGCAUAUAUAUUGUUAACAUUGUAUAUAUAAAAUCUUUUAGAAAAAAAAACAAAAAACAAUGAACCUGUCGUUGUUUUGUAUUACUGAAAAGGUGGUAUUAUCAGUAGUACCAAAAAAGAAAUUAAUGUAAAAACUUUAUUUGUAUGCAAUAGAUGAAUUAAUAUUUGAUAUUAAAAAUUUGAUCUUUUUUUUAUUGUUAAACUUAAGCCUGAUUACGAAAGUUACAAAUUUUAUUUUCAUCAUUGUUCAAAGUUGAAAAAUUAAUAUUUUUUUGUUUUUAUUUUUUUAGGAGUAUUUGUAUUUAUGCAUGUAAUCGUCUCAGUUUAAUGAGGUAGUGAUACAUGCAUUGCUUUAACUCCUCUGACAAUAUAAUUAUUCUGAUGAAAUUUGAUAACUUAAAGUUGUUUUAUAUUAACAUCGUUGGUGUGUUAAUGCUUUUGAUUAAAUAAUUGUUUUUUUUUAAACAAAAUAAUAAAAAAUUAAAUGUAGAAAAAGGGUUUUAAGUUGGCAAUAAAACAAAAGAAAUAUUGCUUUAUAUUGAAAAAAAAAUCCUGAGAAAUACAGAAUUAGUAUGAUUAUAGAGGGCAAGGGUUACAUCUUAUGACAUUUUUUACUUGUGUGUAUGUAUGUAAAUACUAAAAAAAAAAAAAGAAGGUAUUCAUUAAGUUAAAAACAAAAAUGUACAAAUUCACAUAUAUUUUUUCUAAAUAUUCUUAUCAUCCUUUGUAGAAUUUUACCGGCUAUUUAUAGUUAUAUUUAUGGCUUUUGUUAGUUCAUUUAUAUUAUUACUGGGCAGGGAAGAAAUUAGCAUAACUGUUUCAUUAAUUUUACAAUUGCAUAACUACUUUGGAAAACGUAACUUAUAUGGUUUUAAAAGUUCUCUUAUAAGUUGAAAAACUUUUUUUCUAGAACAUUCGUAAAACGUAAAUGUUCGUUUAUGUUGUAAUUUGUACUGCCCACAUGUAUGUAAUAAUUGUGGCAGUAGUUUUUUGAUGCUACAUAUAAAAGUAUGUAAAAUAAUUGUACAUAUUUAUAUGUACCACUUUAUAGCUGACUUAAGUUUCUGAUGUUAACUUUCUCACUGGCAAAAGUUUUCAUUUUAUGAUUCUGAUGACGUUAUGUGAUACUAUUUAUUUUAUUAUUGCAGUUUUUUGGUUAUAUAAAAUUAACAGGCUUAUACUUCUGUUACUUCAAUCGUUAUGUUUAGACUCAUUAGUUAAUUAGUCUUUAUGAUAGAUAAAUAUUUUUUUACACUUCACUGUAUCUUAUUAUUACAUCAUUACAGUUAUGAAGUUUAAACUGAAUUCUCAUAAAUCUUGAGUUUUAAUUUUUCAGUGUAAAAAAUACAUGUAUAAAUUAAUUUGUUAAGGAUCUUCUCAAAAACCCCUUAACGUUCAAUAACCCAUAUUUUAAAAAUUUUCUCUCUUCAAUGGUAGAUGCCAAGGUAUAAUUGUAUAAUGGUAGAUAGUUAAUUGUAUAAUUCUAAAAUGAAGUAGUGAAUAAUUAACAGAUUAUGGUAUUUACAGGAAUGUAUAUUCACACCUGACAUAAGCAAAAGGCAUUUUAAUUAUUACUUUAAAAUACGGUGUAUUUAAAUUGUUUCCAGAAAAAUUAUCUCAAAUACAAUUACUUAAACAUAUUAAUUUUUUGUGAAGAAAGAAGUUAAUAUAAUGAAUGAGGGUAUUAGGAAACAUUUGGUAACUUUUUAAAUAAUUCAUAAUAAAUUAUUUUAAUCAAUUAAUAUUUGUUCUGAAUAAUCACAAAAGUGACACUACUCUUCAAGGUAUUAUAAUAAUUGAAUCCUUCCUUUUUCUUUGCUAAAAAAAUAGUUACAAUACUUAAUAAUUCUUUAACAAAUAUUAUUGAAGAAUAAAUCACAUGGUUUAUUUUUUCAGCAAAAUGUGCUGGUAGCCCACCUAUAAGUGUUUAUUCAAAAAGGUUUGUUCUGUCCUUUCCUAUGAUCAGACCAUGGAGUCUCAUAUUUUUUUAGGGCUAGCCAAUCUCAUGGUCAAGAUAAUUUAUCUCAAAUUAACACCACCAUAACACCCCACAAAAUUUCCAAGCUCUAUUUCUACAGGCAAGAAUUUCUGUUCAAACAAUCAUACAUUCUACACAACUAAUGGAAUCUAUUCUUUUGGAUAAUUUGUUUUUAUUGUAAUUUAUAUAAAAAAUAAAAAACCUCUUUAUAAGAAGAGUUACAAACAAUGUGUUUUAUAUUUGACUUCUUAAAAUGCAAAAUACAAAAAAAAAUUGUCUUCUUGAAAAAUGGCCUACGUCUGAUUUGAACAGAUUAUGUAUACCUUGGCAUCUUUUUUUACACUAACAGAAUGUGUGGUUCAUGAAUGAAUAUUAUUCCUAUGUCUUGUUAAAACUGUCCAGAGAGGUUAAAUAGAUUGAAUUUAUUAAAUUCAAAUUAAGGAAUUUUAAGUUAUGAUCUGUUCCUGUUUAAUGUUUUUUUAUAAAUUAUCCAUAAUUAUUUGAAAAUUUUAUGACAUACAUUAUUGUUUGAACUAAUUAAAUGAUUUUUACAGAAGAUUUAACAAAAAUUAACAGUGAUUAUUUAAAGCUGUCAUUAUGAAAUCUAAACAAUUUACAUAUUUUAUGUAGUUUUCCGUACCAAUCGUCUUAAGUCAUCUGUUCAGUUAUUCUGGGCUUUGUUAUUUGUUAUCUUCUUUAUUAUAUGUUUCCACUGGGCCAUAUCCUGAAGGAGACAGAAAAUAUUUUACUGAUCCUUUCAAUUCAUUCAUUUGUAAAAAUAGGAUGCAAGGAUGUCGUAUCCCUGCACGAAUGUUGGUAUCAGAAAUAUUGAUUAUUCACGUUUUAUAUUUUUUUUUUUAGUAUAACAAAGGAACAUAUCUUUUAUUCAGUAUAACAGGCUUAUGUGUUAUCUAGAAGUUGUCAUAAAAGAUAGGUUUUGUCACAAUUAUACUUGGACAAGCCUGAAACUGUAUGCUUUUCUCGGUACUACUAGUUGUCAUCAAAAUAUCUUUUAUCCGCCCCGCUGUCAAGGACCCCCAUGGCUAAAGGAUCUAUACUUAAAAUCAAGGGCCCAUUAGUUGGAUUGUUGGUCUAUUAAGGGAAACAGAAGCCCUGAUAGCAGUGUUUUUAGUUAAAGCAGUAAUUUCAAGAAUUAUUAAUAAUUCUAAUGAAUUAGAUGCAUCUAAUUACAAUAUGUUGGUCAUAACAGUGUUUGGGAGAAAGUGGACUCAGACUAACAUGGCAUUAUCUAAAAGUACUAUUGCUGUAAGCCUUAUUGAUAAAACUAUGAAUUUCUAAAUAAUAUCUGUGAUAUCAAAACUUAUUUGGGAAUAUAACAUUAAUUGGAUAUAUAUAUAUAUACAAUUUCUAUUUACUCCCAGUACUGUUGUUAUUUUCUCAAAAUAUUUCUUUCUAAUUUUUUUAAUCUGAUAUAUAUUAUAUAUUAAUCUCAGGAUGUGGAAGUUUUGUUGUUAGUACAAAAUUAUGGGUACCAAUCAUAUAUGUGCCUCUUUUUUUUGCCAUUAAGUUAUGAUAGAUGUGGAUAUUUUUAUUAUUAGUAGUUAUAAUUAACUUUCAUAUUGAUUUUCAAUUAUUUUUAUAAUUUUGGGCAAUAGUUUUAUUCAUUCAUUUAUUUAUUUCUUGUAACUACUGUUUGUUCAAUUUACAGUCUGUAUUACCAUUUCAGCAGGCAAUGUUGGAAACAAAACAAUUAAAUAUGAAAUAUAUACCUCUCCUUGUAUUUAUUAAUGGUUUUCUCUUCAGAAUCAUGAAAUGAAAUGUAACUUUAAAAAAUGCUAAUAUUCAUUUACACAUGUAUAUAUUUGUUUAUUAAGAGAUGGGCAGUUAAAUCAGAACAAAAAAGAAACGUGACGGUAUAAUCCUAUUUAACUGAAUUUCUGCUCUCUUCAAUUUUCGUAACAUGAAUUAUGUAUACUUCAGCUCCAUUAAUUUUUUAUUGUUUAUUUAUUUUUUUAAUUUACAAUUUUCAUGUCUUCUCAUCUUAUUUUAUUCAAUAUAAUUCACCUGCCUCAGAUAUUAGCAAUAAAAAGUUCAUAGUUCGUUAAUCAUAUAUUCAGCUGAUGAUAGAAGACUUUAUCAGAAUGACCUAUCAAAAAAAGGGUUGAUUAUAUCUGUAUACAGUCAUGUGCUUUUGAAUGAUUGAUUGUAAACAGCAAAAUCUCAAGUUUCAUUUCUGUAUUAAGGAUGACUGUUCCAUCAAUAAAUAUUUAUGUUUACAACUAUUAUAAAUUAUUUAAUACAUACUAUAUAUUAUGCAUUAAUUGUACAUUGAUAUGUAUAAUUAUUCACCAUGUAAAUAUAUAUAUUGCAUUCAGAUUCUGAUUUUGUUCUGUUAAUCUAGAAGUUAUUUUGUUUUUGCUGGUACCAACAUUUCAACUUAAAAUUCCUUUAUCAAAAUUCUGCAAUAUACAUAUUACUGAUGGUUUAGUCUAAGAUUCUUCAAAUCGUGAUGAACACUAGAUUCAAAUGAUUAAAGCAAUGUUAUAAAUGAAUUACAAUAUCACUAUUUUUAGUUAUUGUUGCUAAAAAUGAAGCAAUUAUUUUUGUUUGUAUUGUUUCAUUUUAAUAUUAUUUUGUGUACUGUAUAAAUAUGUUUUGAUAUUCCAUUUAAUAUUAAUUUAAAUGUUGUCAAAAUUAGUUGUUUUUUUUUUGUUGCUUUUUAAUUUUACAUUACAUGAAAUUAUACAUUGUGAAAUUAUUGUUCAGAGAUUCUGCUUAUUCUAAAUUUGUAAUUCAGGUCAUCACUUAAUAUUUGUAUUGACAUUAUUUUUAUUACUUUUUCCACAUAUUUCAUAUUGUAUAGAAUAUAUCAGAUUUAUGAGCACAACUUUUUGUUCAUCCCACAAGGGUUAAAUGUGUACCAGUUUCGAAAGGAAAUAGUUUUUUUUUUUUUUUUUUUUCCUUUGCCUCAAAAUUAUUUUACCUUAUUUGUAAUUUACCUUGCUUCUGAUAUAUUUUUCAUAUAUAUUGUUUUUUUAUGAAAUUAAAAAAAAGAAAUUCCUGUUGUCACAUAUUAAUUCUUAUAUUUGUAAAAAUAUAGUCAUGUAUAUUCAUUGAAUAAAAAAAACAGUGAAGUGA
Messenger RNA from Nezara viridula (southern green stink bug), 6969 nucleotides. Lineage: Eukaryota; Metazoa; Arthropoda; Insecta; Hemiptera; Pentatomidae. The record is from the annotation of a GenBank genome assembly.